Molecule: messenger RNA, 5845 nt
Organism: Fundulus heteroclitus (mummichog)
Lineage: Eukaryota; Metazoa; Chordata; Actinopteri; Cyprinodontiformes; Fundulidae
Gene: sulf1
Product: sulfatase 1
Exons: 19
Coding region: 397-3837 (1146 amino acids)
Cellular component (GO): endoplasmic reticulum; Golgi apparatus; cell surface
Molecular function (GO): calcium ion binding; N-acetylglucosamine-6-sulfatase activity; glycosaminoglycan binding
Source: RefSeq, a predicted model, not a curated record
CUGCCUUCUCCGGGACGUGUUUCAACAGAUGGUCGAGGUUAGAGAGUGUCAUCACAUCGGAGCGAGGAUUAGAGGAGAGAGGUUGUCUUCCAGGAGCUGUGUGGUCCCCCCCUCUUCUCCCCAACACCCCGCGCGCCUCCACGCUUGAAGCUAAAAAAAAAAACCCUCCGGCGUCCAGGAGACGAACUCCUCAAUGAGAGGAGAGGAGAGGGAAGGUCCGGUGAAGAACGCGAGGAGAAGUCUCAGAAAGGACUCGGUGCCUCCUGCCUUCCAGUCAACUAGGCCCUCUACAUCCACCAAGGUGUGAGUGAAUGCCCUCGCUGGUCCUCUCCUCCCUCCCAUCUCUCGAGUGAUCCUCCCUUGCAGUCAUCCAGCUGCUCAGUUCUCUUUUACACCAUGCUGAUUCACUGGCUCUCCUGGCUGGUCCUGCUGUCUCUGGACUGGACUCCAGGCAGCCAGGCCUUCACCACCACCAGGGCUCAGGGGCUUCGGGGUCGCAUGCAGCGGGACCGCCGAAAUAUCCGGCCCAACAUCAUCCUCAUCAUGACCGACGACCAGGAUGUCGAGUUGGGCUCUCUGCAGGUGAUGAAUAAAACCAGAAAGAUAAUGGAAGACGGUGGCACCAGUUUUAUCAACGCCUUUGUCACCACGCCGAUGUGCUGCCCGUCGCGCUCCUCCAUGCUGACGGGAAAGUACGUCCACAAUCACAACACCUAUACCAACAAUGAGAACUGUUCCUCCCCGUCUUGGCAAGCGCAGCAUGAGCCGCGCUCCUUUGCGGUCUACCUCAACAACACUGGCUACAGGACAGCCUUCUUCGGGAAAUACCUCAACGAGUACAACGGCAGCUACAUCCCACCUGGGUGGCGCGAAUGGGUCGGAUUGGUCAAAAAUUCCCGCUUCUAUAAUUACACCGUCUGCCGGAACGGUUUCAAGGAGAAACACGGCGCUGACUAUGCCAAGGAUUAUUUCACAGAUCUGAUCACCAAUGACAGCAUCAGCUUUUUCCGCAUGUCCAAGAAGAUUUAUCCCCACCGCCCCGUGAUGAUGGUCAUCAGCCAUGCUGCCCCUCAUGGUCCAGAAGACUCGGCCCCGCAGUAUGCCGAGCACUUUCCGAAUGCUUCACAUCACAUCACCCCCAGCUAUAACUACGCCCCAAAUAUGGACAAACAUUGGAUCAUGCAGUACACGGGCCCCAUGAAACCAAUCCACAUGGAGUUCACCAACUUCCUGCAUCGGAAAAGGUUGCAGACGCUUCUCUCUGUGGAUGACUCCGUGCAGAAGGUCUACGACAUGCUGGAGGAAACCGGAGAGCUGGAUAACACCUACAUCAUCUAUACAGCAGACCACGGCUACCACAUUGGUCAGUUCGGGUUAGUCAAGGGGAAAUCGAUGCCUUACGAUUUUGACAUCCGGGUGCCGUUCUUCCUGAGAGGACCAAACGUGGAUCCAGGGGCAGUAAACCCUCAUAUGGUGCUGAACAUCGACCUAGCUCCCACCAUUCUUCACAUCGCUGGACUCGACACCCCCCCAGAUAUGGACGGAAAGUCCAUCCUUAAGUUGCUGGAACAGGAGCGGACUGGCAACAGAUUCAAACCCAACCGGAAACCCAAAGUCUGGAGAGAUACAUUCCUGGUGGAGCGAGGUAAAAUCCUGAGGAAGAAGGAUGACUCGGCGAACACUCAACACACCAACAGCCUUCCAAAGCACAAGAAGGUCAGAGAAACCUGCCAGCUGGCCGAACUCCAGACGCCUUGCGAGCAGCCGGGACAGAAAUGGCACUGCGUGGAGGAGAUCACAGGGAAGUGGAGGAUCCAGAAGUGUAAAGGUGGUUCCAAGGAAGGGUCCAGGAAGAGGGUCCGCAGCCUGAGGCCCCCCAGCAGUUACGACAACAGAGAGAGGGUGUGCGACUGUGAGGACCCUCUGUACAAACCAUCCAGAGCGGACCGGCGUUCCCAGAGACGCUCCUCUUCAGGAGGACAGCGUUUCCGGCCCCGUUUCGUUCACACCCGGCCUGCUCGAUCGCUGUCUGUAGAGUUUGAGGGCCAGAUAUACGACAUCGACCUGCAAGCAGAUGACCAGUCCGGCAUCCGCCGCCGCGGCAUUUCAAAGCGCCACUACAACUCAGAGGAGCCAGAGUAUGACCUGGGCUCUGACGACGGUUCGGAGGAGAUGCUGGCGGACGACACCAACGCAGUGGGAUACCCAAACUCUGUGAAAGUCACCCACAAGUGUUACAUCCUGAUGAACGACAGCGUUCACUGUGAGAGGGAAAUCUACCAGUCCUCCAAAGCCUGGAAAGAUCAUAAGAGCUACGUUGAUCAGGAGAUUGAAGCCCUUCAAGACAAAAUCAAGAACCUUCGAGAAGUCAGAGGCCAUCUGAAGAGGCGGCGACCAGACGACUGCGACUGUGGAAAGAGCUACUACAACAAAGGCCUCAGAAAUAAGGGAGAACGACUGAAUGGCAGGAACGAUCAGCUCCAUCCAUUCAAGGAGACGACGCACGACCUGGACGGGAAGGCCCAGCUGUAUAACGACAUCCGGCGCAGGAAGAAGGAAAGGAAGGAGAAGAAGCGACAGAGGAAGGGAGACGACUGCAGCCUGCCAGGCCUCACUUGCUUUACACACAACAACGACCACUGGCAGACGGCUCCCUUCUGGACAUUGGGUGCAUUCUGUGCCUGCACCAGCUCCAACAACAACACCUACUGGUGCCUGAGAACCAUCAACGAGACCCAUAACACGCUCUUCUGCGAGUUUUCCACCGGCUUCCUGGAAUACUUCGAUCUCAACAGUGACCCGUACCAGCUGACCAACGCGGUGUACGCUGUGGAUCGGGACGUCCUGAACACACUCCACGCUCAACUCAUGGAGAUGAGGAGUUGCCAAGGGUACAAGCAGUGCAACCCUCGACCUAAAGGGUUGGAUACGGCACACAGCCAGUAUGGGAAGGACGACAGGGUUAAGCUGCCCAACCUGACAGACGAGGAGGUGAACUGGCAGGAACUGGAGGAUUUGUAUAGCAUAAACGAAAGCCUGUAUGAAUGUAGGCCUGACUACAGACCCAGCCCAGACAACUGGGCCAACUUCCAGAAGGAUGUUGAUAAAAUGUUUGCACUGCGACACGUUUUGAACCAAUUCAACCAUACCCAAAAGCUUGACGACUCCACCCUGCCAGAGCUGGGCUCUGGGGCCGGGGGUGGAGGCCUCGAAGAGGCCAGCGGAGAAGAGCUGGCCUCCACCAGCGACGUCUGGCCGGCUCCGGCUUCAGAGACUCGACUCGCCACCCCCGAUCCCAGCAGAAAGCCACCAGCACCUUCAAAACCCGAACAGAAACUGGACUCUGUGGUAAACGACCUUCCUGACGGCGUUUCCAACGGACUCGAGGAGUCCGCUUUGUCAUCGGCGGGUCCGCGCAGAGCCGAGCUCACGCCGAGCGACGCGUGGGCGCGGCAGCUGGAGGAGCUGGAGGAAGACAUGUUCAGUGGGAACGGACCGACCGAGCUGGAGACGCGCUACGACAACCUCAUGCGUACGCACAACAGCCUCCACGCCCCGCUGGACCCUAGCCGGCAUGUUCCGGGCCCCAGCCUGGACCCUGAAGACGAGGUGGACAUUUUCCAGGCUCAAGGCUAUCUUCCUCUCUCCCCACAGACUCUGAGGCCAAAGGUACAGAGCAGCGCCACAGGGAGCCCAGCCCCCACCUCCGCCACACAGACUAGAACUGCUCAGACUGUCGGGGUGGUCCUAAAAGCCCCGCCCCAGGCCCUCCUGCCCCUCAGCUUGGACUUUGAGGGCAGCGGCUUUGCGACCGAUUCCUCCAAUAAGACCCUCUGAAGCAGACGGGUGGUCCGGUAAACCCUUCCAGAGACCCGCUAAAGGCGCUAGUUAGGAGAUGAGCUGCGCUGUAGGAACACCGAGUAGCCCUCAGUCAAGUCAGAUUUAUCCAAGGAGUCAUAAAGUUCUUAUUUUUUUACUGGUGCCAACAUUUAUUAGCUAACAGUGUUACUAAUAAAUGUGUGUAUGAUAAAUAUAUAUAAGCCUUAAUGCAGCCAAAGUGAAGUUGGCAUUAAAGAUGAUUAUUUCCACGCAGGAAGGCUGAACAUUGUUCAUGGAUAUUUAAUGUGUUGUUGUUUUUUUUCUAUAAAAGACAGUGGGUGGUGAAACCAUCUGAGCAGCUGAAUAGGUAAUUACAGAGUUACUCUGCGGUCUUCAGCCUCAUCACAGGCCUCCCCGGCAACUUUGUUUGCCCACAUCGUGGCUCCUCUCAUCAAUAGAUAUACAUUUAUUUACAUUAUGACCUCAGAACUCAUGAAAUGAAACUAAAAUUGGACGACGGCAACAAAAGGUGGAUACUUGACUUAGAUGUUUGAUGUUAGUGUUUUUUCUCCUUCGGCGUGGCAGUAAUUUCAGUUUAGACAAUCAUGAAAGCAUUUCUUUUAGACGAUUUCUUCAUGCGAUGCCAAUUACCAGGCUGGAGUAAACGACACAGACAAAAACAGCAAGGUUCUGCUGUUCCUCUGUGCCAGCGAUCAGUUUUCCCCUCUGCAGUUUGCACUCGGAUAAUUCAAGCAUUUAUUUUGUUGUGAAUCUGAUUAAUCAAACCCCGAACAAAAUGCUGACAUGAUGACCCGGGUGUGAGAAAUGUUGACUGAUGCUGUUUCAGAGAAGUCGGUAAUCACUAACGUGAGGCGUGACGAAGUUCUCUGAUCAUCCACAGUUAAAGCGCCCCCCCUCUACAUUAACCUGCGCCCCUGGGUAAAAAGGUAAAAUUACACAUUAAAAUGGAUCAAUAUUUAAUGGCAGUAGCAGAAUCUCAAGUCAAAAAUUGUUAGAAAAAUAAUGCAACUGUAGCAUCUUUUCAUUUAACACCUGAAUUUGUUUAAAAUGUCCCAGAGUGUCAGGUUUAUUGACGCCGUGCCGUCGAACAAGGUUGCCAGGGCCUUUGGACGAGAAACGGGCCCACAGCAUCAUGGAUCUGUUACUGUGCUGAACAGUGGUGAUGAGGGAGUUUCCCUACAUAUUGAAUAAUUGGAUUAUCCAAACACACCGAGAUGGUUUGUUGAAAAGCUUAAAUGUAGUCUCAUCUGAUCAGAGUUAAAAUCCCUGUAGGAUUUAGGAAAUUCAACAAUUUUCCGUUUGUAACAGUUCAGACAUGACUUCUUCCUGGAGCUUUUCCAUGGAGACUAGCUGUGACCCCAACGUUUGCUUCGCUUUUCUCACAGCGACAUGAUCUCAUCUCAUCUAGCCAUUAACACUCGUUUCAAAUUGUUACUUUGUUGAUGUGGUCAAGUUUAUGCUAAGCAGCUCUUUUCCUGCAGGCAUUUGCUGACUUGCAACUGUUUUACUUAAAUGCCAUGUUUUCUUGUCUUUCCCACUUUGUGGUCUUACUAAAAGUUAGAAAGUUAAGCUUGAAUAAACAAAAGCUUAAGUUUAAUUCACAUUUUUGGCUAGAAUCUAGUUUUUUUUUUUUUUUUUAUAUAUAUAUAUAAAUGUAUUCAAAUUAAAGGUUUGAUUUUUCUCAAUUUUCCAGUUUGAGAUUAUGCUACUGCAAUAAAAGACAAGUUUGUUUUAAAUCCUUUUGCACAGCUUUACCAGGGGCGGUAAUAAAUGUGGAGGCGGCGUUAUGUGUGCAAAUGGCAACAUUUAAACUGUUUUUUUUUUUUCAUUUAUGACUGUAUAUUUUGGUCAAAAUAAUGCAAACCCACUGAAUAAUGUCAAAGAUGUUUCAGUUUGAACCCUAUUCCACAAAAAGUCAGUUCUUGCCUUCUUUUACCUUUUUUGCUCAACUGUGGUUUCAGGAAAGCCAAGACGCUGUUGCUGAAAUAAACUGCUUUAACUUGAA